UUCCCUAUUCAGUGCGUAGUUCAAGUUCCUCACAGAUCGAGUUUCACACUUAGUUUGAUGUCACUGUUGGAUAUUGGUCAUACUUUCAUACUACUAUGACUGUGUUUUGUAUAGAUGGAGGAUUAUUCCACCUCAUGGUCUUCAUUCUCAUACAAAAUGGAAAUGCAGAGGAGUGCACAAAGGUUAUGAACAAUCGACACUAUUCAUGUGAAGGAAGGAAUCUCACAUAUAUACCUACCAGUAUUCCUUCCACCGUAGAGACACUAGACUUCAGUUUUAACUUGUUGCCUUCUUUACAAAAGCAUCUAUUUCCUCCACUGUAUGAUUUGCAGUUCCUGGACCUCACAAGAUGCCAAAUCCAGUAUAUUGCUGAUGACGCUUUCCACAAUGUGAAGAAUGUGACUACUCUAAUUCUUACUGGAAACCCCAUUUCAUAUACAGCACCUGACAGCUUGAACUCAUUACAUAAAUUACAGAGAUUAGUUCUCGUGGACAUUGGCCUGCUGUCUUUAAAUGUUCAGUUCAACAAUCUCACCAAGCUCCAGGAACUAAAAGCUGGAACUAACAAGAUUCAAACAAUUGCUCUUCCACUAUUCAUGAUCAACUUUAAAGACUUUUGCAUACUGGACCUGCAUGCAAAUAACAUAUCCAGCUUAAAAGUAAAUCACACAGCUGUACUGCGAGAGAUGAGGGGAAAUAUCACUCUAAUCCUUUCCAGCAACCCAAUAUUACAUAUUGAACCAGGAGUAUUUAAGGACAUUUACCUAAAAGAGCUUAACAUACAUAGUGCUUUUGUUUCAUUUGAUGCAAUGAGGUAUGGUCUGAAAGCUCUCAGUGGACUUAAUGUUGGAAAACUCGCCAUAGGAAACUACAUAGAACACAGGGCGAUAAAGAUAUCAGAUGCUGACUAUCUUGAUGGUCUCUGUUUGAUCAAUUUCAAAGAAAUAUAUUUUCUUCAAAGGGAAUGUUCAGAUUCUGAAAACAAUGUGUUCCAUUGCAUGGCCAAUGCAACAAAGAUCACUCUGAAACAAGGUUGUAUAGGAGCUGUGCAACAUGUCUCAUUCCAUCAGCUUAAAGAACUACACAUACAUAGAACUCAAUUUCCAUUGAUAUUGGAACUUUCACAUCUACACUUCUUAGAAAAACUAGUGGUGGUUACUUAUAAAUAUACAGUUUUUAGAGGUUUGAGUGACUUACCCAAACUCCAGCAUGUGGAUCUAAGUGAAAACCAAUUGAAUUUGUUUGACUGUUGUUCAAAGUAUUUCACAGGGAUGCCAAACAUUCAUACCCUUAACCUGAGCUUUAAUGCAAUAAUAUAUCUGAGCAAAAAUCCAUUCUCUGGACUUGACUCAAUGAGGAUUUUAGAUAUACAGUCGACAAAAUUAAGUGCAUUAACUGCACAAUUUAAAUUUUUUAAAAGUCUGAAGUAUUUACAGUAUCUGGACAUAUCAUACUCACACAGUACAUUUUUGAGGACCAUGACCUUUAAGUAUCUAAGUAGUUUAAAAGUACUGAAGAUAGCAGGGAAUCGUUUCCAAGGCGAUGCACUAAGUCAUAUUUUUCAAAAUGUCACAACUUUGGAAGUUCUUGAAAUGUCAAAUUGUGGUAUUCAGAACAUAGACUGGAGAGCUUUUCAAAGUCUGUCAAGACUACGAGAUUUGUUUCUUAGUCAAAACAAGUUGGUGGUUUUGGAUUUUGUAACCCAUCCAAAUCUAAGAAGCUUAACAUUAUUAGAUGUAGGAACAAAUAGCAUUUAUAGCAUCCCACAUCAUAUUCUGCAAAACCUACCAACAAAUCUCUCAGAUUUUGAUCUGUCCUUUAAUCCAAUUGAAUGUUCCUGCUCACAGAUAGAUUUUAUUAUAUGGAUUGUGAACCAUCAACCAUUACUUCAACAAUCAGUUAACAUUUCAUGCAAAAUACUGUCACAAAACUCAAAUAUUAGAGUCCUUGACUUUGACAUUGAAGGCUGUGUACACGUCAGAAGACUGACAUUUGUGUUAUGUAUAUGUGCUGUCACUUUUCUUUUUUUUGUAUCAGUUUUGACCUACAAAUUUCAGUUUUAUCUGCAAUAUGGCUAUAUCCUGCUAAGAGGUUAUAGGGCAUCCAGACAGCAGGAAUGUUCUUAUGAUGCUUUUGUUAUCUACUCCAACAAAGAUGAAUCAUGGGUAAUGGACGAACUGGUGGAAAAUCUGGAAAAUGGGAGUCCGCCCAUUCAGCUUUGUCUUCAUGUUCGGGACUUUGAAGCUGGCAAGGCCAUUACCUCCAACAUUAUAGAUGAAGGCAUCAUGGGUAGUCGUAAAAUUAUCGUGGUUGUAUCUAAACACUUCAUUGAGAGUUCCUGGUGUCGUUUCGAAUUUGAGGUGGCACAGUCUUGGCUAGUGAUGCAAGGCAACGCUAACAUCAUCAUCAUCAUUCUAGAAGAUGUGGAGGAGGAGAAGUCAAAAAAGGUGUUUGGGCUUCAUAAGCAUCUGAAAAACAAUACAUAUCUAAAGUGGAGUGGAAACCCAAUAAAUAACAUGAGAUUCUGGAUUCGUCUUAGGAAAGCUGUGAUCACAAGAAACUGAGUUUCUCCCCCACACUGGGUUAGUAAAUUGGUGUCACUUCCUUAUGAAACAGAAUAAAAGAUUGCAAAAGAAAAGAAUUUGUGCUUGUGUUCAGCUAAACAGAGUCAAAGAUUUUAACUUAAUCAUCCACUGGAAUACUUAGAUGAAAUCAGUCUCAUUUGUGUAUGAAAUAAGUUUUUAGAAAAGAAAAAAGAAAUGAGAUUCGCUUAUAUUAAUUUACAAAGUGUAAAUGUUUACCUCUGUGGAGUUAUCCCCCAUAUGAAAAAAAUUAAAACCACUUAUGUUAUUUGUGUGUGCUGUGUUUGUGCUGAUUUGUGCUAUAAACAUAAUUGUACUUAAUUGGUUUUGAGAUAUU
This is a messenger RNA of Ictalurus punctatus (channel catfish), 2919 nucleotides long. RefSeq names its product toll-like receptor 4. Gene Ontology annotation, molecular function: lipopolysaccharide immune receptor activity; lipopolysaccharide binding; protein binding. Gene Ontology annotation, cellular component: membrane. The record is from RefSeq and is a predicted model, not a curated record. NCBI's taxonomy places the organism in Eukaryota, Metazoa, Chordata, Actinopteri, Siluriformes, Ictaluridae. The coding region runs from base 96 to 2564 and encodes 822 amino acids. Gene Ontology annotation, biological process: immune response; toll-like receptor signaling pathway; inflammatory response. The transcript is spliced from 3 exons.